UUUGGAGACGCUGUAGAAACUAGGCAUGAGGCCGGUUCAGGAGAUGAGACUUCCGUCACAUUAAUUGAGUGGUAGUGUCAUCUGUAAUAAAGGCUGCGAGGAGAUUUGAUUCUGGUUUUGAAAUGAAAAGUGGUCUGGGCAGAAUAACUAGGGAGUGAUUGUUUUCAUUGGUGAAAGGUUAUUAACCUGAGGAGACUGAUUUAAUAUGAUUGGUAAAAGAGAUGACAGUAUGAGGGAAAAGCCAUUUCACGCAUCACGGGAGCGUGUGGUAAUGGGGGAUUCAAUAUUUGUUUUCAAAAUGAAAUUGAAUAAUGGCCCAACAGGAAGAAAAAGUGCAGGACGAUAUGGCCAAAGGAUGGAGACUGGGACUGGAUGUGUCAAUCUUACAAUGAGCUACUCCGCAUAUGACAGGCCGAACUGCCAGGUUCUACAUUGCAACCAUUCAGUUAUUUUCUCGGAAAGGAAGCUACCUCCCCCACCCGAUCUACGCUCCAAUCCUUAACAUGUCAGUCGAUCAAACGUCCAGAAGUAGAAUUUCACGUUAGUAAAAAAUUUUACAAAUUACACUUAGAGCAACUAAUUAAGGUGUAAAUCGCUGAAUGAGGUUGAGAUCAUCCUAUUGCUCGCAUAGAAUGCAGAAUCAACUUUAAUUCGAAUAAUCUGCCAUUUCUAAUUUUAUGUUUGCGAGCGCCACAAACACUAGAAACGUUAGACUGUAAACACCCGCGAAUGUAGUCAAUGGUCUGACAUUAUUCAGCAAUGGGGACAUAAGAAUUGUUAAGCGGUCAGCUUUGCCUUCAUCGCGAUCAGUUGCUGAUUAAUAACGAGCACUGGCAUCAUGUGCAGCGUUUUCCAAACCCAACCACGUUUCUCAACCCGGGGCUCGGUUUGAAAUGCAGUCGGUGUGGGUUUCUAACGGCUGCGCAGUGUUGCAUUUGUGUCGCGUCGCUGUCAUUGGAUGGAGUGUACAAAGGGUUUUUUUUGUGGCUCGAGUGUUUCUCUCUCUCUCUUCCGUUAAAGCGCCAUCUGGAAAAAAAAGGACGGAAACAACACCGGGGAGCAACUGUGUAGCCUGCCCGUCAAAACAAAUUCACAAUGUCGGACCCAAACGAUUCGUAUCUGAGAGUUAAAGUCGAAGAUGAUACAGAAGCUGUGAUAUUUAAUGGAGCAGAAGUGAUGGACAUUCCAAAUGGUUCAUCGUCCCUUACUACUGAAGACCUUUCACAAGCAAGCAACCAAAAAAGAUACCUAACUGCUGUAGUUUAUGUACAGAAAUCCGGAGCAGAAGGCUCAGCUAAUGCUCCGCGUGUGAGUAACAAUGAAACAACAGGAAAUUCAUCACAGGAGUGUCUGCCAAACAGAAAUGCCGUUUCACCUGGAGCCAUGUCACAUGAGGCUCGACAUAGGGCCGGUGAAUACACUUAUACGUACAGACCCAAAAGAAGGAAAAUUGCGAUCCAUAAUGCACCUCCGAUCAGAACCAGAGACACUGGAGAAUAUGUGGACUAUGAAGAAAAUGGCGACUUUGUUUAUGACUACAGUGCUGACUAUGAAUGUGCCAGUGAUAUGUCAGAAGGUUCCUAUGUUACCGAUCAGCAGAGGACACUGGUGGAGAUUCUUAAUUACUGCCAGGUAAUGUAUGCUGCUAUCCAGAGACUGGAUAAGAAAUUUGAUGUUUUGCAUCGUAGAGUCACAGAGAUGCACCAGGGGAGAAUGAAACCAAUGUUUUUCAAACCGAGACUGACGACUGUAUCCUAUGGAAACACCCACCAGAUGCCGCUCACCAAAAUGAAAGUACAGAAGCCCGUGGAGAGGGAGGUGAGGAUCAGGAUGCCACCACCGGAUGCAGGGUCCCACCCUUCCCCGGUCAUGAUACGAGUAGAGAAAGAGCCAGUGGCGGUUCCAAUUCCAAGCAAUCCCGUACGAUCCUCGCCUCAGCCGCAAAUAGUGUACAGCAGUGCAAGAAGAGCAAGCCCUCCUCUGCCCACAAUUCACUCUGUCCAGUCUUUAAAAGAAGCUCCAGUACAGUGCUCUGGAACAGUUAUUGGCAUUUCUGACUUUGCCCAAGGGAAGGCUCCUGCUGAGCAAGACAACAGGGUACCUACUUCUUCAGAAGCCAGUGAUGUAGUGCAACCCACCCGAAGACCAUUUCUGGAUAGUUGUACUUCCCAAGAAAGAGAGGCGUUCAGUAAUGUAAAAACUGCAGACAGUCCUGCAGAGCAAACCAGCUUUUCCCAGCCUGAAGUUCCUUCAUCCUCGUCCACAGAUACAAUGAGUUUAGAGUAUCUGGGUGACCCCAGGCGAAAUAUAAAGGUGCCUGCAGCCUUCUUAAUGAAGGCACGACAGAAGACCAAGCCAAAGUAUGUAGCACGUUACCUCGUCCGGAUGAUGUUCCCAAAGGACACCCUGAUGUAUAGUAACAUGCAAGGUGACAAAACUAGAGGAAUCAAACCACUGGAUCCUAAUAGGAUUGCAGCUUUGCGAGAGUUCCUUUGUUCAAUUUUCCCCACAUACGAUUUGAGCGAGGAAGGCAAAGACUGGAAGAUUUGUGUGUCUAAUGUAAAUUCCAUGAUACGCAGUCUACGUUAUGAAAUCCAGAAAGAAGCAGACCUCACCAGUGAUAAUGGAAAAGUUUCAGCUCCGGAAGGAACAAUGGUAUGUGUCAAUCUGGAUUCCGAUGGUGAGGAUGAGUCUGUCCCUUUCCAAAAACCUGAAGAAGCCAAAGCAACUACUGAGACAUUGCGACAGGAAUGGCAACAGCAAGACACCCCGACAGCGCUUGAGAACGGUGAACAGAAAGCUUUUGAACCAAAAGAAAUGGCUCUCCAUUUGGCUUUUCUUUGUCUCUAUUCCCCAGCAGAGAGCCUCGGUAACCCAGCGCGGCAAGUUCAGCUCCCAUACUCCGCUGUCUACGUCGCAAAGCAGAAAACCAGACCAGAGCUGGCAGCCCGUUACCUAGUUCGACAUUUGUUUCCUGAGGAGGUGCUUGUGAGAAGCAAUGUGUAUGGAAACCUAGACCGGGGAAUAGCUCCUUUAGACUGCAACAAAAUCAGCGCUGUCCGAGAAUUUCUUGAGGAAGUCUAUCCAGUAUUUGAUUUGGGUGAGAAUGGGCGUGACUGGAAAGCCUGUGUGGCUGCUAUAAAUAGUUCCAUUCGCAGCAUAAGACAUGACCUCAGGAAGUCCCUGCCUGGCUAUUACAAGAAACAGCACCCUCAGUAUUUUGCAAUGUACUGCAAGAAACAGUCAGAGAAUCAUGGCAACAAAAUCAGCACUCCUCAGAACAACAAUCCCCAAGAGAACUUCAAUGGAGACACAAACAUCCUCUGAGCACUGUUUCAGAAGAGCUGAAAUGCUGGAAAUGAAAUAGCAGUUGUGCUCCAUAUAAUUUUCAAGAGCAUAUGGACUUGUUUAUGAUGUUCUCUUAAUGGCACACUCUAUUAUUCACCAUGAGAGAUCCUGAGUAUAAGUCCGGAUACACUUUAAUGCCAUAGUUCUAUUUUUGUGCGUGCUCAAGUUUGCGUUUGUGCAAUACUGAAAUGUAUGAAUUGCAGAAUAGUUAAAAUUGGAAACAUGAUUUUAUUAUAACGAGUAGCAAAAAACUCGUGCAAGUGGAAUGGAAUAUUUGAAAUGACUUUGCAAACUGAUGAGACUUAGCUGCUGAAAUUUCCUUAUGGAUAUUAUUUAUAGAGAGAGAUGUAUCCUGUAUUUUUGGGAUAAUUGUGUGAUGCCAAUGUGAUACAUGCAUGAGGUUGCUUGAUCUUUGAUUUUACUUAUUUUGCUUUUUAUUGAAUAUAUUUUCUGUUUUGAAUAUGUCCUUCAACCAAGCUGCCCCUUUUCAGCCAUCUUCCCCACUAUUGGAGUCAAAUGAAAGGACACUGGCCUUAAAUUAUUUUCAUCUCCCAAGAUUGAAUAUUUCAUGUUGAUUAACAAUUUAGGUUGUGCUGGAGCCCUAUGAAUUUGGGGUUUGAAUUUGUUAACCUCAGAUUGUGAAGUCUGCAAAUGCAAAGUAAUGAGUAAACUUAGAAUCCCUACAGUGUGGAAACAGGCCAUUUGGCCCAACAAGUCCACACCGAUCCUCUGAAGAGUAAUUCAC
This is a messenger RNA of Chiloscyllium plagiosum (whitespotted bambooshark), 4093 nucleotides long. RefSeq lists its product as uncharacterized. NCBI's taxonomy places the organism in Eukaryota, Metazoa, Chordata, Chondrichthyes, Orectolobiformes, Hemiscylliidae. Gene Ontology annotation, molecular function: DNA binding. The record is from RefSeq and is a predicted model, not a curated record.